AUGAAUGCAGCGGCCGCGUGUCUUUCGAACGGUUCCUUUCGUGGCUCAUCACCGUGGAUCUCAUACGCUAGUCCCACUCCCGCACCUGCUGCGGACCACAGAGGAACAACACUAGCAGACGCAGAAAACGGCGUAACAGACUCACCAGAAGGAUUGAGUCGACAAACGUUGUCCGGAAGUGCCGAGUCCGCUCGAAAGGCCCGACGCAACCGGACUGUGUUCACAGAAGGACAACUGAUGGGCCUCGAGCGGAGGUUCGACUCGCAAAAGUACCUGUCCACGCCAGACAGAGCGGAGCUGGCCAGAGCAUUAGGCCUGACGCAGCUUCAAGUCAAGACCUGGUACCAGAACAGGCGGAUGAAGUGGAAAAAACAGGUGAUGCAAGGUGGCUGUUCAGUCCCUCCGACGAAGCCCAAAGGGCGUCCAAAGAAGAACUCAAUUCCGUCCCUGGCCCAGUGCCAGGCGCAGCAGCAGGCCUUACUCGCGUCAUCCCUCGAGCUCCCAGCACCUCCAGAGCGCUCUAUGUCUGGGCCCAUAGGGGUGGCAUACUCCACCAGAGAAGACUACUGA
This is a messenger RNA of Ornithodoros turicata, 570 nucleotides long. RefSeq names its product homeobox protein BarH-like 1. The record is from RefSeq and is a predicted model, not a curated record. Bases 1 to 570 code for a protein of 189 amino acids. Gene Ontology annotation, molecular function: DNA-binding transcription factor activity, RNA polymerase II-specific; DNA binding. Gene Ontology annotation, biological process: regulation of DNA-templated transcription. The transcript is spliced from 2 exons. Lineage: Eukaryota; Metazoa; Arthropoda; Arachnida; Ixodida; Argasidae.